CCCGGGGUCCCGCCAUGGCCUCGGUGCCCGUUUACUGCCUGUGCCGCCUCCCCUACGACGUGACCCGGUUCAUGAUCGAGUGCGAUGGCUGCCAGGACUGGUUCCAUGGCAGCUGCGUGGGGGUGGAGGAGGAGGCGGCGGCCGACAUCGACCUGUACCACUGCCCCCAGUGCGCCGUGCUCAGGGGGCCCUCCGUCAUGAAGCGGCGCCGGGGCCCCCCGAAGGCUCCGGAUCAGGAACCCCCCGGGGGCCGCCCCGCCCGGACCGGGAGCGCCCAGUUCAUCCGGGAGCUGCGGGGACGAACCUUCCCCAGUGCGGAUGAGGUGCUGCUGCGGCCGGGGGGGGCCCAGCUGACGGUGGAGUACCUGGAGGAGAACAGCUUCAGUGUGCCCAUCCUGGUGUCCCGGCAGGAGGGGCUGGGAAUGACCCUGCCCCCCCCCUCCUUCACCCCCCGUGACGUCCUGCACUACGUGGGGGCAGACAAGGUGGUCUCAGUGCUGGACGUGGGCCGCCAGGCCGAGCUCCGCAUGCGCCUCGGGGACUUCGUGGCCUAUUUGGGGGGUCCCCGGCGCGAGAGGGUCCUGAACGUCACCGGCCUCGAGUUCUCUGACACCAGGCUGUCCAACCUGGUGCACCCCCGGAUCGUGCGGAAGCUCUCGUGGGUGGAGAACCUGUGGCCGGGGGAGUCGGCGCGGGAGCGGCCGAGCGUGCAGAAGUACUGCCUGAUGGGGGCCAAGGACGGCUACUGCGACUUCCACAUCGCCUGUGGGGGCACCUCGGCCUGGUGCCACGUGCUCAAGGGUGAGAAGAUCUUUUACCUGGCGCGUCCCUCGGCCGCCAACCUGUCCCUGUUCGAGGCCUGGAGCAGCUCCCGCAACCGCCCCGAGCUCUUCUUCGGGGACCAGGUGGAUCGGUGCUACCGGUGCCACCUGCGCCAGGGGCAGACCCUCUUCAUCCCCACGGGGUGGAUCCAGGCCUCGCUGACCCCCGUGGACUGUUUGGCUUUCGGGGGCAACUUCCUGCACAGCCUCAACAUCGGGAUGCAGCUCAGGGCGUACGAGCUGGAGCGGCGCCUCAGCGGCUCCGACCCGGUGAAGUUCCCCAACUUCGAGACCAUUUGUUGGUACGUGGGGAGGCACCUCCUGGACACCUUCCGAGGGCUGCGGGAGAACCGCCGACACCCCGCGGCCUACCUGGUGCACGGGGCCAAGGCCCUGAGCGGGGCCUUCCGCGCCUGGACCCGCAGGGAGGUGCUGGGGGAGCACGAACACGAGAUCCCCGAAACCGUCCGGCCGGGACAGCUGGUGAAGGAACUGGGCAGGGAGAUCCGGCUGGCUGAGGAGCUGUUCCAGCAGAGCACGGGGAUGUCGGGGACCCCCUUUGGCCCCCCCUGGGGGGUCCCGGCCCCCAAAAAGGGGGGUCCCCGCAAGCCCCCUCCCAGCUCCCCCCCUGAUGAUGGGGGCCUCAACCCCCCGGACCCCCCUGAGGAGGAUGAGGAGCUCCCCCUGGACUUGGACUCAGAGGAGGAGCUGCAGAUUGAUGAGACCCCUCCCGGAGGGGCCCCGCCGGCUGCCUCGGCUCCCCGGAAGCUGCCCCGGGCCAAGCCCUGCUCGGACCCCAACCGGGUGCGGGAGCCGGAGGUGGAUUUUGACAUCGAGGAGGAUUACACCACAGAUGAGGAUGAGGAAGGAGCUGCCGGGGGCAGUGCCGGGAUCCUCGACCUGCUCAAGGCCAGUCGGCAAGUGGGGGGCUCCGAGUACCCCCAACUCAGCGAGGCCCCCGUCCCCAGCACACGCGAGGCCAUCCAGGGGAUGCUGUGCAUGGCCAACCUGCCCGCGGGACCCCCUGGGCCCCCAGCUGGUGGCGGGGGCUCGGGGCCCGACAGGGGGUGCUGGGGGUCGGGGGGCAGGAGAGCCCCCAGCCCCCGGAGCACGGACAGCGAGGCCGAGGGCAGCCUGGACGAGCAGGACAGUCUGGGUGCCUGCUUCAAGGACGCCGAGUACAUUUACCCCUCCCUGGAGUCGGAUGAGGACGACCCGGCCCUCAAGUCCCUCCCCAAGAGGAAGAAGGUGACGGAUGAUGCUCCCUGGAGCCCCAAAGCCCGAGUGACGCCGUCGCUGCCCCGGCAGAGCCGCCCGGUGCGGGAGGGGACCCGCGUGGCCUCGGUGGAGACCGGGCUGGCCGCGGCGGCCGCCAAGCUGGCCCAGCAGGAGCACCGGAAGCUGCAGCGCAGGAAGGGCCCCACUAAGCGCCGUCCCCUCACCCCCUCCCCUGAGGAGGAGGAGGAGGAGGAAGAGGAAGAGGAGGAGGAGGAGGAGGAGGAUGAAGAGCCCGACCCUGAGCCCGAGGCAGGGGAGGGGGACCCUGAGGCAGGGGGAGGGGCAGCCCCCGGAGCUCCCCCAGACCCCCCAUACCCCCCCAGCCUGGCUGACCACGAGUACACAGCCCGGCCAGGGGGGCCCUCCCACCCGGGGGCUCAGCCGGGCAGGGCCCCCACCCCCAUGGCCCCAGGGGUCUUCCUGAGCCAGCGCAGGGGCCCCCCUGGCACCGCCCCCCCCCAGCACGGCAAACGCCCCCGGAAGGGUCUGGCCACGGCCAAGCAGCGCCUGGGCCGGAUCCUCAAGAUCCACCGGAACGGGAAACUGCUGCUCUGAGGGGGUGUGGUCACACCUGGCCCCGCCCCCGGGUGUGGCCAAGACCCCACGCCCCCUUGCAUGGUCACGCCCACCAUGGGUCACCUGAAGGGGUGGGGUCAGGUGUGGCCACGCCCCUCCAAAUGUAGCCCCACCCACUUUCCUCAUUGGGUGUGUCUGUCUAGACCCACCCAUUGUGGGUGUGUCCUUAACAGGACCACGCCCCCGCCACACAAAAAGGGGCGUGGUUUGAACCAGGCCACACUCCCUGUGGUUGUGGUCCCUCCCACCACCCGUAUUGGGGGGCGUGGGCAACUCUGGCCACGCCCACAACGGUUCGCGCGGGCCACGCCCAUGUCCAUUGAGGACAUUUGGGUCUAUGAUAGGCGUGGUCAAACGGGGAGGAGCUUCAUUCAGGCCCCGCCCACAGCAGAUCCCAUCCUCCCAUUGGCUGCGGCUGAAGAGGCGGGGCCUUCUCCCUCAUCGGACACCGUGAUUGGCCGAGCCGCGGAAGGGGCGGGGCCUCCUCUGAUUGGUCCCUGCCGGGAUCUCCCCCCCAUGUGUCUUCAGGUUGAUUGACGGGGGCGGGGCCGCUUCCCAUUGGCUGCCCCGGUUUUGUAGGCGUGUCCGAGGCCGCGGCCCCGCCCCUUUUUUGUAUUUGUAGAAUAAAAACGAAAAAAAAAAGGAGAAACAAAAAAAAGCCGA
Myiozetetes cayanensis is the source of this 3338-nucleotide messenger RNA. RefSeq names its product PHD finger protein 8 (gene PHF8). The record is from RefSeq and is a predicted model, not a curated record. Gene Ontology annotation, molecular function: transcription coregulator activity; histone demethylase activity. Gene Ontology annotation, biological process: regulation of transcription by RNA polymerase II; protein demethylation. Lineage: Eukaryota; Metazoa; Chordata; Aves; Passeriformes; Tyrannidae.